Messenger RNA from Desarmillaria tabescens, 435 nucleotides. RefSeq lists its product as uncharacterized. Lineage: Eukaryota; Fungi; Basidiomycota; Agaricomycetes; Agaricales; Physalacriaceae. The transcript has 3 exons. The coding region runs from base 1 to 435 and encodes 144 amino acids. The record is from RefSeq and is a predicted model, not a curated record.
AUGGCUCACCAUUUCCAAUGCUGUCUAGCUAUUGCAUUUUCUCCUUUUCUGUUUUUUUUGGCGUCAAGCAAGGUAGAACAGGGCGCUUUAUAUCUUGUCCGAAGUGCACCUGCACAUGGAGUAUGCUGUCUCGCUGUCCCGCAAAUUGUGUCGAUAAUGGAGGACAAGCAUCCAUCGUUAAGGGUGCAAAAUUUCUGUGUAACAGUUGCGCUGGAAGAUAAUGAUUCUGGAACUCGAGCAAUCUUCUCUUUCUUCCUGUUUCAUGAUCUCACCUGGCUUUUUACAUCUCUGACACUCUAUGUCUUUGGUUCUCCUGUCUCUCUUCAAGUUCUUCUGGAUCUCUUUGCUGUCACUGCUUCUUUCACAUAUCUCUUCAUGGUUAAUGACUGCCCGCCCUCCUGGAAAUGCCGACAACUAUUCUGUAAUGGCAAGUGA